AUGAAUCACUCAAGCAAGAAGAACAAAAAUCGUAUUUUUAGAAAUAAAGCAAGAAUUUAUUGCGAUGUCAAUCUUCAUAAACCAAAGGAAUAUUGGAACUAUGAAGCUUUAAACGUUAAAUGGGAAACCCAAGAUGAUUAUGAAAUUAUUAGAAAAAUCGGAAGAGGAAAAUACUCUGAAGUAUUCGAAGGAACCAACAUCAAAAAUAACGAAAAAUGUGUAAUUAAAGUUUUAAAACCAGUAAAGAAGAAGAAAAUCAAGAGAGAAAUUAAAAUCCUUCAAAAUCUUUGUGGUGGCCCAAAUAUUAUUACAUUAUUGGAUGUUGUUAGAGAUCCACAAUCAAAAACACCAAGUUUAAUUUUCGACUAUAUUAACAAUACAGAUUUCAAACAUCUUUCACCAACUCUUACUGAUUUCGAUGUUAGAUUUUACAUUAGAGAAUUAUUAUAUGCCCUCGAUUUUUGUCAUUCAAAUGGUAUUAUGCACAGAGAUGUUAAACCAAGCAAUGUUAUGAUUGAUCAUCAAAAGAGAAAAUUAUAUCUUAUUGAUUGGGGUCUUGCCGAAUUUUAUCACCCAAAUCAAGAUUAUAAUGUUAGAGUUGCUUCUCGUCCAUACAAAGGACCAGAACUUUUAGUCGAUAUGGAAGAUUAUGAUUAUAGUUUAGAUAUGUGGAGUCUUGGUUGUAUGUUUGCCGGCAUGCUUUUCCAAAAAGAUCCAUUUUUCCAUGGUCAUGAUAAUAUUGAUCAAUUAGUAAAGAUUGUUAAAGUAUUAGGUACUGAAGAAUUUUAUUCUUAUUUAGAGAAAUACGGUAUUGUUGUUGAUCACACUAUUCUUAGUAUCAUCGGAAAACAUCCAAAGAAACCAUGGGGUAGAUUUAUUACAAAAGAAAAUCAACAUCUUGCAGUCCCAGAAGCCAUUGACUUUUUAGAAAAAUUAUUACGUUAUGAUCCAGCUGAAAGAUUAACAACAAGAGAGGCUUUAGAUCAUCCAUAUUUUAAACCAUUAUUAUCACAUUAA
Messenger RNA from Dictyostelium purpureum, 1017 nucleotides. RefSeq names its product protein serine/threonine kinase. Gene Ontology annotation, biological process: protein phosphorylation. The record is from RefSeq and is a predicted model, not a curated record. Gene Ontology annotation, molecular function: protein serine/threonine kinase activity; ATP binding. NCBI's taxonomy places the organism in Eukaryota, Evosea, Eumycetozoa, Dictyosteliales, Dictyosteliaceae. The transcript is spliced from 5 exons. Gene Ontology annotation, cellular component: protein kinase CK2 complex; cytosol; nucleus. The coding region runs from base 1 to 1017 and encodes 338 amino acids.